This is a messenger RNA of Huiozyma naganishii CBS 8797, 1008 nucleotides long. RefSeq names its product twinfilin TWF1 (gene TWF1). Gene Ontology annotation, biological process: barbed-end actin filament capping; actin filament depolymerization. The transcript has a single exon. Lineage: Eukaryota; Fungi; Ascomycota; Saccharomycetes; Saccharomycetales; Saccharomycetaceae. Gene Ontology annotation, cellular component: cytoplasm; actin filament. The record is from RefSeq and is a predicted model, not a curated record. Gene Ontology annotation, molecular function: actin filament binding; actin monomer binding. The coding region runs from base 1 to 1008 and encodes 335 amino acids.
AUGUCCAAUCAAUCGGGUAUUUUUGCUGAUCAAUCUCUGUUGGACGUGUUCGUCUCCUCUCCUGCCCCUGAUACUGGGUCGCAGUUCAGGAUUAUCACUGCCAAAAUUCCAGCUGAGGCUAAUAAGGUGGAACUAGCUAAGGAGUACGACACUAUCGAUCAGCUAAAAGCCGAUCUAGAUGACGCACAACCCUUGUAUAUCUUUGUUAAGGAUUACCAACAGGAUCCAGACUGUUUUCACUUUGUCUCGUACGUCCCAGACAACUCUCCUGUCAGAUCUAAGAUGCUGUAUGCGUCUACCAAAAACACUAUACUGAGACAGGUUGGCAGCCAUAAAAUUGGCAAACAAGCUCUUCUAACUGAAGCGGGAGAGUUGUCUGAAUUCAUAAACAUCGCUGGACAAACCCCUCAACCCACUGAUUCUAUUUUGACAGAGUCCGAGAAGAUAGAGAAAGAGAUCAAUGACCAGCAGCGCAGGAUGAGAACAGUUGCCCCAAACCUGAGAGGCCACGAACUUGUAUCGCAAAACAAUGCUACACCUGGUCAAUUGAGUUUUAAUGUCACGAUUGAGGAACCGUCACUAUCCACUGUCCUUGCCCAAAAUAACGUGAUCUCCUUUAGGAUCGAGAACGAGGAGGUUAAAAUCGUCGAUAGGAGUAGAAUCAGCUCUCCGGAACAACUUAGCUUGAUCACAGAACAUCCGAGUUACACCGUUUUCCAAAAUGGGCAGUUGAACUACUUUAUUUACACCUGUCCAUCGGGGAGCAAAGUGAAAGAACGUAUGAUAUACGCUUCUAAUAGACGUGGGUUUAUCCAACAUCUGGAAAACGAGGAAAACUUGCAAUUUGCCAAAGUGAUCGAAAUUGGUGAACCUGAAGAGUUGGAGAUUUCUUUGAUUUCCAAGUCGACUCCUGAGGAAAUCGAAACUGAAGAGAGCACUGAGCAACAAAACGACACCCGAAGAUUUAACAAACCAAAGGGUCCAGGGGGUAGGAGAAGAAGAGCCUGA